Hydatigera taeniaeformis is the source of this 1623-nucleotide messenger RNA. NCBI's taxonomy places the organism in Eukaryota, Metazoa, Platyhelminthes, Cestoda, Cyclophyllidea, Taeniidae. The record is from the annotation of a GenBank genome assembly.
AUGGCAAAUGUAAGUACUCGGGUCUUUAUCCAUUGUAAGCUUAAAAAGGGGUCUUCGUAUAAGUCUGAUGUCGAUAAGAAUGGGGCAUUCGAGAUUAACUCCUCCUCUACCACAACAAGUACUGCUGAAUCAGCAUGCGGGAGCAACUGGCCUAGGCAGGGCUGUGGUCAUUUUCGUAUUCGGAGUCUUCCAAAGAACUGCGGGCACGCAAAGAGAUGUGCAUUAAAAAAUGGUAAAAAGUCAAUGAAACCGAAGUCUUGGACUCAGCAGAGGCAUCGACGCCAUGACAGGCAUAAGGGCGAUCACGCUAGUUCUACCUCCAGAGACGACUCAAAUCAUAGCCGCCCUUACAAAUAUGGGCACUGGUUGCCGGCAUCCCAAUAUCCUGGUUACCCACCGCUUCCUCAACUCUAUCCAAGCUACGCUUAUCCUCCUUUCCCUUAUUAUCCUCCUCCUCCACCACCACCGCCUCCACCACUACCAGUUCUCCCGCAUCCCAGUUACAUGGCCCCACCACCAGUGCUGAUUGACCCCUGGACAUACAGACGCCAUCACAUACCACGGCAGUAUCGACGGCACAAAUCUCGGAAGCUCAGCAAGCAUCAUCAGAGAUCUACAACUUGCAGACAUAAGUUGAAAAAGGAACCGAAGCUGUGCAAAGAAUUUGAAAUCACUGCCGAUCAGGGUUGGGAGCAAAAUAGACUGCACAAUGAAGAUAGCACGCUUAGUAUCCGAACUUCGAAAGUCUUUCCUGGACCAUCGGUAGUCAACAGUGCGCCGUUAGCGCGCCUUGCUCAGAUUGCCACGCCAACCGCUUCCGAUGUGCCAAUGCAGCCUCUUCAAAGCUCCCUUCCUCGUCCACUCUCCCCUUUGCAUCAGUCGAACAACGUACCAAGGGGAAUUUACGCUCUACCAGAAACAGGUGGGCCCUUUUUUGAUCCGUUCAAGGGUCACAGCCUCCCAAACGAACCGUCAGGCCUUGUUGAAACACGACUGGCUACUGCUUCACCACCCACAAAGAUUGAUCCAUCACCCUCAGCCGCAUUCUCUAGUGCUGUAUAUGGCACAAACAAAAUCCACUCCAUGCGUGACAAUCAACCAAGAUCAUCAACUGUUGCUCGGAUGCCUUCGUGCUCAGCAUCAAUGCCAAAAGAUGCAGUUGUUCAAUCGCAAACUGUUCAGGGAUCCUCACAACCACCUAAUCGCCGCAUAGUGAACCAAAAUGUACAAUCACGACAGCCGCUCAACGAUGUGAUGGGUCCAAACCCAGGUGUCUCUAAUCCUGGCUUUGGUCCCCCUCGGCAUUUUCCCCCAACCCCUGGAGCCAAGGUUGACGGUCCUCAGGUGACCUCAACUGGUGACAAAUACGGUCUCUUUCGUAUGCCCACGUCUGAGGCAGAAUAUAACAGUUGUGAAAAACGCUUUGAUUGGUUGCAAUCAGAAAAAAUACACUUGGAAAACUCAUUGAAUAAGCUGACUAUGGAAAGUGUUGGCGUAGCUUGUGAACGAAAACAGCCUUUAGGAUUCAGGACGUCAGUGGAAGAGUCCCGUAUUGCUAAUGCACUUGGUCAAAUUGGCCGCGAAAUGUCAGCUUUACGUCUGGUGAUGAAAAAAUAUACCAAC